Molecule: messenger RNA, 3193 nt
Organism: Pyricularia oryzae 70-15
Lineage: Eukaryota; Fungi; Ascomycota; Sordariomycetes; Magnaporthales; Pyriculariaceae
Exons: 2
Coding region: 371-2488 (705 amino acids)
Source: RefSeq, a predicted model, not a curated record
GAAGUUUGCUGCGACUUCAACGUACUAACCUACCACGUAGAGGGCUGAAUGCUUCCCAAGAGUUUAGAAGCGAUGAGGGGAGCUGAUCGUCCCAUCCCAUGACCACCACGAUAUUAAGCCUACCAAGUUAACCUUGUCACGACCAGGCUCGAUAUACUGUUACCUUACCUGCCUUAUCAAUGUUGAGAAACUCCUAGAAUCUCCACUUUUCACUUUCUCCUCAAGUAUCAUUAAACGCCUGACAGACAACCUUUGCAUGCUACCACUUUAUCCCAAGAUCUGAUUCAUAACCCGGUUAAGUCAGACUAUACUCAUAUGCAAAGCUGUUCUUCAACGCUUCUUCAGCAACUGCUGUGCCCGUCCGCUCAAGAUGGCAUCCCCCGGAGCUGCAACGAAAGGCUCCCCUGCUGAGCCAGUCAGCAAAGAGGAUCAGUUAUUGAUUCUUCUGGCCCGUCUGAUGGAGGGGGGGCAAGAGGAUGAGGAGACAUGCAAAGACUUGAAUCAGCUCACAAAACUGCUCAACGAUGACAUUAAGGACGUCCAGAGUGGGAAGCCGUCCAUCUGUGACGCCAUCGACAGCGACUGUGUUGAUACUCUCCUCGGAUACCUAGACAUGAGGCAGCCAGAAGCGGUCCGAGGCUUCGGGCUUCUAACCACAUCGGCCUACCUCAAAGCAGCUGGAGAUGAUGGCCACAAGAAGCUUUCCGCGUUCUACUACGAUCGAGUGAAGCGCGGCACCUACGACGACUACAUUGUUGCAUUUUGCGUUGCGUCGGCCUUGUUCCCCAUUGUGCCAGAUCUCAUCAAGAGCCUGUUUCUCAGCGAAGGUUUCAUUGCCAGCCUCGGUCCGCUAAUGAGGCGAAAGUGGAAGAGCAGGAAGGUUGAGACUGCAUGUCUGGAGAUGCUCAACGCGGCAUGUAUGAACUCGGAAUGCCGUGCGGCCGUGCAAAAGUACUGCGUCGAGUGGCUCGAGGAGAUUGUAGACCAGGAUCCGGACGAGAUUGCUAAGUGCACCAUGACGACGGAGCCUGACGUGCACCAGGCCGGAUCGAUCUCGAUGCGAAAACACUCAGAGCAGGUGCAGAACCUCGCUGCUGUAAUUCUCACCAAACUAAAGGCAACACAACCGCCAGAGUCCACCAUCGAAUUACCCGAGGAACGGGUGGGCUUGGCAACCACAAGUAUCGAGGAUCUCAGCAAGAAGUUCACCAAAGUCCUCCUCGAAGACCCAGAACAUGGCCGGCAGAGCUCCAUCGAGGGACUUGCCUACGCAUCUCUUCAGCCCAAAGUAAAAGAAUCAUUGUCGGAAGAUAAGGUUUUCCUAAAAGCACUUGUUGAAACGCUCAAAGAUGCUCCAGCUCGAUCAUCCCUGACCUAUGGAGCACUGAGCAUUGUCGUCAACCUCACCCGUUAUGAGCCUGCUCAAUCAGAAGAGCAGAAGCGCAUGGCGCAACUCAAGGCGUAUGCAAAUGCAGCCGGAAAGCUAAAACAGGAUCCGUUGAACGAUGACGACCACGUCAGCGCCAGGUGCAUGCGCAUUUUCGAGGCCGGCAUCGUCCCAAUCCUAGUCUCGCACAGCAAAGACGGGUCGGUAGCAUCAUUAUCACUCAUUGUACAAAUCAUCUACUCCCUGUCCGUUACACCUAAGCUCCGGGGUCAACUGGCUCAGCAGGGUGCUGUCCGCCUUCUCAUCGCUGCGUGGACCGCACUCUCGGCCACCAACGAUGCGUCAACUAGUGUUGCUCGACGCACCUCAGCUCAGGCCCUCGCACGCAUCCUUAUAUCAACAAACCCCGCCCAUGUGUUUGGCGGUACUCGCCCAACGCCAAUCAGCGCAGCUAUCCGUCCCUUGGCCUCCAUCGUACCACCUGACGACUCGACAGAGACACGAGAUCUACUCCCAACCUUUGAGGCACUUAUGGCCCUCACCAACCUCGCGUCAACAGAAGACCAAGAUACUCGGCGCGCAAUAGUACGUGCAGUAUUUCCCGACCUCGAGGAGCAGGUCUUGAGCUCGAAUGCAAAAGUACAACGUGCGGCCACAGAGCUCAUUUGCAAUCUGGCCCAAUGUCCAGAAGGGGCUGCCCCUUUUGCAGACGGAUCACCCCAGGCCAGUACUAGGGUUCACAUUCUCCUAGCACUAUGUGAUGCCGAGGACGAGGGCACCCGCAACGCAGCCGGCGGAACGCUGGCCAACCUAUCAGCACAUGAGGCUGUCGUACGGGCGAUACUUGCGCGAGGCGAGCGUGGCAUACAAAUCUUGCUGGGGAUGUGUGGGGAGGGCAGCAGCGAUGAUCUCAGGCAGCGUGGCGCUUUUGUGUUGCUCAACAUGGCGGCGACUGAAGGUGAGGCUGGUCGAUUGUCACGGGAGAAGAUCAAGGCCGAGAAUGGGGCGACGGUCCUCACAGAGUGUGCAAAGAAGACGAGGCGGCCCGAGGUGCUGGAAAUCGCGGUCGCGGCGCUUAAGGCGCUUCUUGAGGCAGAAUGAAGAAGAAAGGGCGGGACUCUUACUUGGAACAACGGUGUCAAAUAGUGGUGAGGUCAAUGGGCGGAUAUCAUUUUACCAAGCCUGAAAUUAACGACAGCUCUUUGCUGAUUUCAGGAAGAAUGAGAAGUGCUACCGCUUUGUUCAUGACGAAUGUUCUUUAGUGGCAUGAAGUGAAGUCGACUUUGAGAUCUCUGCUGCCUAGAUGAGAUAGGCAGCCUCAUCACGCUACGCUGUAGACAGCUCAAAGCAUACACAUUGUGUGGAUCUGGUUAUGGACAAGACAAAGGGACUAACGGUCUAUUUUAUACCAUUCCCCUUUCUUGAAGACCAGAUACACCAUGCUAUUACAAAACUAUAUUGGCUGUGCUUGGACCCUUGCCGUCCUUACCUGCCCUUCCAUCUCAACCUGCCAACCCACUGCGCAAAGGCGGCGAUCUCAUCCUGCGCCAUCAGCAAGUCGACGGUGUAGUAGUACCUGGCGAGGUCCUCGUGGGACGCGAACCUGUGGACUGUGUUGUGGCAGGCCCUGCACAGCCAGGCGACGUUCUGCAGCUCAUCCUCGCGGUGCCACCCCCUCUUGAGCACCUUGUCGUGCACCAUGCGCGGGAUGAGGUGGUGGUACGUCAGGUGGAUCCAGUCACGGCCGCACAGCUCGCACUCGUCCGCCUGCCCGCGCGUCACCUUGACGGGGGCAGCCGUCGCGGU